CUGUUGCUAUCAGCUGAUUUAUUAACCUCCGUCGAGAAAUGUUUUGAGACCUUUGAGACUUGGUUUUUUUUGCAUUUGAAUUCCGAAGCAGCAAAAACCAUCGCGUUAACAAUGUGAAAUAGGUGCCGGACACGAACGGGGCGAUAAUAGUAAUCGUACAAUGUACGCAAAGUACUUUACAAAGUACUUUACACUUGAGAGAAUAAUUUGGAGGGAAUCAUGUCCACGAGUUUUAUGACGCGGAGAGGCCUGCGUUCCAUCGGUGUUUACUGUUACACCACAUGGAGCAGAUCGAGGAACCUGAAGCACGUUGGCGCGGGAAUCCUGACGGGGUUCGCGGCGUACAGCGUGUCCAGGAUCACCGUUCUCGCGGCGCAGAACGACCUGCACACCUACGUCAAGACCUUCAUGGCGCAGCCCGUCACGGACGUUGAGACGCUGCAGAAGAACCGGAACGACAUGAAGACGAAGAUGGAACUGCUGGUGAUGAAGACCCAGGCGGACUUCUGCAGGGCGCUCGAAUCGCUGGAGAGCGACAAGAAGACCUUCACGGUGGACCGCUGGAUGAGGAAGGAGGGCGGCGGCGGCGUCACCUGUGUGCUGCAGGACGGUCAGGUGUUCGAGAAGGCGGGCGUGAACGUGUCCGUCGUGACCGGCGUGCUGCCGCCGAGCGCGGUCCAGCAGAUGCGGGCGCGCGGCAAGAGGAUGGAGGACUCGGUGCCGUUCUUCGCCGCCGGCGUCAGCGCCGUGAUCCACCCGCGCAAUCCCAUGAUCCCGACGAUUCACUUCAACUACCGCUACUUCGAGGUGAAGAAUCCGGACGGCACGAUACAGUGGUGGUUCGGCGGCGGCACGGAUCUCACGCCGUACUACCUGAACGAGGAGGACGCCCGGCACUUUCACCGGGCGCUGAAAACCGCCUGCGACAAGCACGAUCGCACGUACUACGCCAAGUUCAAGGAGUGGUGCGACAAUUACUUCAACAUCGUGCACCGCGGCGAGCGGCGCGGCGUGGGCGGGAUAUUCUUCGACGACCUCGACACGCCGAGUCAGAGCGAGGCGUUCCAGUUCGUCACCUCGUGCGCCGAGGCGGUCAUCCCGUCGUACAUUCCCCUGGUGAAGAAGCACAAAGACGACGGCUACGGGUACCAGGAGAGGCAGUGGCAGCUGUUGCGACGCGGCAGAUACGUCGAGUUCAAUCUGAUCUACGACCGCGGCACCAAGUUCGGCCUGUACACGCCCGGCGCGCGAUACGAGAGUAUCCUCAUGUCGCUGCCGCUGAACGCCAAGUGGGAGUACAUGCACGAGCCCAAGGCCGGCUCGAGGGAGUCGCAGCUUCUCGAGGUGCUGAAAAAUCCGAAAGAUUGGUUGGGCGAUGCGCGAGCGUAAAUCAUAAAUAAACUCGGGAUGGCUUUUAAUUGGGAAAAAUUAUGUGAAGGUAAACAUUGAGAAUAUAGAUCAUCUUAGUACAUAAACGGGAUCUAAAGUGAUAGAAAUAAUACAGAUCGAUAUUUUGCGAGUCGGUUUACAGAUGUGUAUGAACUACUUUACAAAUAAAACUUCGUUGAUGUUAUAUUUAACAUCAGUUGGAAGGGAUGUGAUGCUCCAAGUGCCAAUAUAUUAUAGAACUAUGCGGUGAAUGAUCGUAAUAUAAAGAAUAAACACAAAUUUUGUACAAUAUACAUGUAUUAACUAGUAACUUGUAUACAAUCAUACAUAUAUUGAAAUUUAUAUUUCUUGAAAUCAAUAUAAAAGUAAAAAUAAUGAGAUAAAAAAAUGUGAUGUAUAUAAAAUCUCUCAAGCUGCUUUAACGCGCUUAAUAUCAACUACAUUAAUUCUAAAAAUGUAAAUAAACAUUAUUUACAUUAUACAUGGAACCAUCGUUACCUAAAACGAGAUUUUUCGCUAAGAUGUGUAUAUAUUUACGUGGAAGUCGAUGGUAAUUGUAUUCAUUUUCAUAAAUUUAGUUUAAUAUUCA
Wasmannia auropunctata (little fire ant) is the source of this 1978-nucleotide messenger RNA. RefSeq names its product oxygen-dependent coproporphyrinogen-III oxidase (gene Coprox). Lineage: Eukaryota; Metazoa; Arthropoda; Insecta; Hymenoptera; Formicidae. Gene Ontology annotation, molecular function: coproporphyrinogen oxidase activity. Bases 220 to 1389 code for a protein of 389 amino acids. The record is from RefSeq and is a predicted model, not a curated record. The transcript has 2 exons. Gene Ontology annotation, cellular component: cytoplasm; mitochondrial intermembrane space.